AUGCACUCGAGCGGAGAAGAGACCGAGGACGGAGGAGGACUGCACAGCUCCUCGGCUCCUGGGCUCAGUGUUCAGUUUUACAUGCGACAACUAAGUAAAACCAAAUAUGCAAAUGUGGUCUUUGUUUCUGAUUCCUUCCAGGGGAAUUGCAUGCAAACCAGACUGAAACAAUACCAACUUCCAUCCGGUCUGACCGUCAACAGUGUUUAUGGGGGGGGGGGGGGGGCAAGUGUCGGGAGGGGGGGUGGCAUUGGCAAAGGGGGGUGGGCAUGGGAACAGAGAAAGGGGUGCUUUGACUCUAUCAUGAAAUGA
This is a messenger RNA of Pipistrellus nathusii (Nathusius's pipistrelle), 312 nucleotides long. The record is from the annotation of a GenBank genome assembly. Lineage: Eukaryota; Metazoa; Chordata; Mammalia; Chiroptera; Vespertilionidae.